Molecule: messenger RNA, 1914 nt
Organism: Ahaetulla prasina
Lineage: Eukaryota; Metazoa; Chordata; Lepidosauria; Squamata; Colubridae
Gene: KANSL2
Product: KAT8 regulatory NSL complex subunit 2
Exons: 10
Coding region: 280-1836 (518 amino acids)
Cellular component (GO): NSL complex
Source: RefSeq, a predicted model, not a curated record
GCUGACCAAAAAAAAAAAAGAGGGCGGAUUUGGGGCUCCCCCCCCCCAAGAUGGCUUUUCCUCUCGCGCUUGCAAAACGGCUCCCGGGAAAAAGAAGCAGUAGGCGUGGGGGACUCGUAUGUGGCCGAGGGACCAGAGUCCCCCUUGAGGGGGAAAGAGAAGCGCCUUCUCGACUGGGUUGGGGAAGGCUUCGCCCCCGCGUGUCUGAAUUAAGCGAAGCGCGGAGAACAGAAAGGCGGCGGCGGGGGAGGGACUUUUAAUCCCUUUUACGGCACUGGCAUGAACAGAAUUCGCAUUCAUGUUUUGCCUUCAAGUCGCGGGCAGCUCACUCCUGUGCCAAGGCCACAAGAAACCUUGUCCUGUGCCUUUGCUCACCGUCCAUGCUCUCAGCCUCGUUUGGAAGGGCUCGAGUUCUGCAUUAAACACAUCCUUGAAGACAGGAAUGCACCCUUCAAGCAGUGCAGCUAUAUUUCCACUAAGAAUGGCAGGAGGUGCCCAAACGCAGCUCCCAAGCCGGAGAAGAAAGAUGGUGUGUCAUUCUGUGCUGAACAUGCUCGGAGAAACGUGUUGGCCUUACAGGCUCAAAUGAAAAAGUCUAAUCCUAGCCCUGUGAGAGAGUCUCUUCUCUGUCAGCUGAGUUCCUAUGCCAAGACGGAGCAGGGCUCUCAAACUGCAGAAAACAACCGCAGUGAGGGCAGUAGGAUAUUGGAUGAAGACAGCUGGAGUGAGGGAGACCAGGAGCCUCUUACUGUGGAUCAGACAUGGAGAGGUGAUCCUGAUAGUGAAGCAGAUAGCAUUGAUAGUGACCAAGAGGAUCCUUUAAAACAUGCUGGUGUGUAUACGGCUGAGGAGGUGGCACUGAUCAUGCGAGAAAAACUGAUCCGGCUACAAUCUCUGUAUAUUGAUCAGUUCAAACGGCUUCAGCACCUUCUGAAAGAGAAGAAGCGCCGGUAUUUGCACAGCCGGAAGGUGGAACAUGAAGCCAUAGGUAGCAGUCUCCUGACAGGCCCAGAGGGUCUUCUGUCUAAAGAACGUGAAAACUUGAAGCAGCUGAAAUAUUUAAGGCGUUACCGACAACGCUAUGGUGUGGAGGCUCUCUUACAUCGGCAGCUGAAGGAACGCAGAAUGCUGGCUACAGAGGGUGCUGGCCAGCAGGCACAUACUACCCGUUCUAGCCAGAGGUGUUUGGCCUUUGUAGAUGAUGUUCGAUGUUCCAACCAGUCUCUCCCAAUGACAAGACAUUGCCUUAUUCAUAUUUGCCAGGACACCAAUCAACUCCUAUUUAAAUUGUGCCAAGGGUCAGAAGAAGCACCCUGUAGCAAACCAGUGCCUGUAAACCUUUCUGAAAAUCCCUGCUGCCCACUCCAUCUACAGCUACCACCUCAGAUGUAUAUUCCUGAACAGGUACUGUGUGUUCCUGAGGAACUGGAAACCGCUUCCACGGAUCUCUACUUGAGUGCAGCUGAACUCUGCCCCACAGAGAGUUUGCCGCUGGAGUUCAGUGAUGACUUGGAUGUUGUUGGAGAUGGUAUGCAGUGUCCCCCUUCUCCUCUGCUUGCUGAUGCUUCUGCUGCCCUUGAGAACCAACUGAGCAAAAAUGUGGCUGAAGCUCCCAUAAUUGUAUGCUCAGAUGAAGAAUCUGUUCGACAAGGACUUCCAACACAGGCAGGAAGGGGAAGUUUUCCCAGACAAAUUACACUCCUUGCGUCGGAACCUCCACAAGAGCCAUCAGCGCAGAAUACGCAUCAUCUUGUGACAAGUGGAUCAAAGUUGGAGGACGAUAAGAAAGACGAACCUGCAACCAAUGGGAAUUCAGAACUAUCAGCUAUCAACUGAGAUGGGGAAAAAAAACUGUCUGCUGUCCGAUAAAGCAUCUGCUGCUGCUCUUGAACUCCUUUUGGCUUCCAGUGUUUU